Caenorhabditis auriculariae is the source of this 4347-nucleotide messenger RNA. Lineage: Eukaryota; Metazoa; Nematoda; Chromadorea; Rhabditida; Rhabditidae. The record is from the annotation of a GenBank genome assembly.
AUGCUUUUGAAAAUCCCUUUACUCGAAGAUGUUUUGAAUAAGACGACACACGCUAAAAGGCAUCAUCUCUACGAUUUUGUCGAUCGUCUUCACUUUUACAUAACCGGUAUUUUUUAGGGCUUCUCUAAAUAAACUUUGAUUGAGUUUUCAGUUGGCGCCUUGGCAUUUUUCUCGGUUUUCGUUGGAACCAAGCAACAUUUCGGGAACCCUAUCGACUGCAUCUUGCCUGCUGAACAUGAUGGUUCCCCGAAAGAAGGAAUUAUCGAGUCUUGUGAUUAUUUUGAGGAGUCGACUCUUGGAAAGGAUACAUUCUGGACUUCUGCUUCAUGUACGGGACCUACCGUUACAAUUUCAGUGCACGAUCCAACUUCCCCGAGUUCCACGGCUACAACCAAUACAGUAGCGUCAGCUAUUAUCAAGUUUACCUGUUCAAAAAGUAGAGAGAAAGUCGUUUUCCAUGGUUUCAGUGGGUACCGUAUUUUCUCGCGUUCCAAGCUUUCUGUUUCAUGCUUCCGCAUUGGUUUUGGACUUGGGUUCAGAGCAUUCUUUGUGAGUUUCUUGUUAGGAAUUGUGUUUUGAAUUUGAAAUAAAUUUGUAGAAAUCAGAAAAAAGUUUUGAGAAAAGCCCUAGCCUAGGAAAAGGUUAAGAAAGACGCAUUUAAUAAUAUUUUUCUAUGUUCAAUUAGUUAAUUUGAACUUUUCACAUAAUUUUUUUGCGAAAAAAAGAUAGAUUCAAAACAAAUUAAAAAUUAUUUUCUGAAGUGGAUUCAUUAGACCUCAAUGUACUUUUUUUUAAGUUCUGUAAGUUUUAUAAACGGUCACCAAACAAAUUAAAAAAAUUUACGUUGUCAUUCCAAAACGUCUUUUUUAAAACAAAAAGUGGUGUUCAACUUCAAAUACUUUUUUCAUUAUUCCAGGAGCUUUUUUUCCAAACUUCAUUUUUGAAAUCCCAAUAAGCUAGGUGAAUUGAGCCUUGCAAAGGCAAAAUGAUUUCAAAUCGAUUUUAAAAAAGCGAAAAGCUCGAAAAGCCAUUUUUAGAUGUCAAAAAUGAAAUUCAAAGCUCCUAAAUUAUCCGAAAAUGUUCAAAAUAACCUUUGUGGGAGUAAUAUAUAUUUUAUUGAAGACCUCGACAUGGGCGUGAUUGUGAGCGAGGCGUCGAGUCUGAACAAGCAAGAACGGCAGAAAGAAAUCAACGAGAAGAUUGAGAAAAUCGCCGAAUUCAUCCGUUCCUACUUCCAGUAUCGGAAGAUAUCAAGAGUAAAUCAGCCUGUUCCAGAGAUGGGCGAGACUAAAUUGCUUAAUUGCGCAAUGAGGAAUAAACUUUUUCUUUCGCGGAAUGCGGAAACACGGAAACUCCUAACUAGGAAACUUUUUUUUAGCCCCCCGGUUGAAAUUUUGAUAGGCUUUACUCAAGUUCACUUCUGAAACACUUUAUUCCAAGAAAGGAAAACAACUCUCACGACAGAUUUUUUUCGAUUUUCGAAACUUCAAAAUUGGCUAAAUGCGCAAAUUAGAACAGAAAAUGAUCUUUCAAGCUUUUAAGCGUCUCUUCUUGGAACCAGAUCGAUUGCGGGAGAAUUUUUCUUGUGUUGUAGUCAGGAGGUCCGAAAGUACAAUUCAGCCGAGUUUCAUCAAAAGUUCAACCGGAGGCCAAAAAACUUUCCUUGUCAGUAAAAAAGUGAACACAAUUUUUUGGAUUAUAAACGUGGCAGUUAUGUAUUUUUCUUUCUUUGAAAUUUUUCUUUUUUUUUCCUCAGUAAAACUUUGAAAAAAUAAUCAAAGUGUAUUUCUGAAAAGUCGUAAUGAAAAACGUGAAAUACGGAGAAAAUUUUUUCGCGGAACCCGGGAUUCCGCCCAUCUCUGGCGUGUUCCCUGAAUUUAUCCUGACUUUCGAGUUCUAGGGCGGGAUCCUGGCCCGAGCCCUCCGUCACUCGGCGAUCGCCUGCGUUUUCUACUUACUCACCAAAGUGCUUUUCCUCGGAAACGCCAUCAUUCAACUCGUUUUGGUUUCUAAGUUCCUCGGAUUCAACAAAGUCACCUGGGGUGUUGAGGUGAGUUGAGGGGUUUUGAGAAAAUCCUCAGUUUCCGCAGAACUUUCACGAUCGCUAUUUGAAGUUCAUUUUGAGAAAAAAGAACCCCUUUAGAGUUCAAAAUCAGCCUUGUUUUGAGUUGGAAAUUAAUAUUGAUAAAAUAGUAUUUUAAUCAGUUUGAAAGGUUCGUUACAAAGAAAAGUGUAGUAGAACUUCGAAAACUUUAGGAAGCGAAAAAUUUUCAGUUUGAUUUUUUCCUGAUUUUCAAUAGAGCACGAAAAGAUUUAAUGUCGUCUCUUCUCAAGCUCCUCCCCUAACGUGAAACAAACCAAUCAUAGAGCGGGCCAUCCACAGAGCAUUUUCGAGUGACGUCAUUUUGCUUGACGUUCAAAAUAUGAUCAGUCUACAUUUUAUAAUUUUUUUGUUAGCCAAUAUUACUCCGCAUUUCAUUUAAAUGGGAUUUUUUUUUUGGAAAUUCCUACUAUCGCUCCAUCAAAAAUUCCUCUUUCCAAUUCUUGAUCUUGAGAUGUUGCUGGAGGUGCUGUUCAGCAACCGAGAGCGCUCCUAUUCGGUUUCUCGGCCUGGAAAUCGCGAUUUGCAGACUUUUCCCUACUUUCCGAUCACGGUCGCCUGCGACUACAACAUGGUUGGUUCGAAAUUUCUCUUGAAUGUCUCAAAAAGUUCUUUUCAGUUCACAAUGGGUCACAAUGCAAUAAAAAACAGCAUUCAGUGCAUUAUCCCGCUAAAUUUUAUCAACGAGAAAAUUUUUGUGACCUUGUGGCUCUGGCUCAAUGUGGUACGUUCGAUUUCAUUCAAAAGUUUUCAACUCAUUGAAAAAGUGAAAAAAAUAUUUAAAAUAGUGCUUGUGUUCAAAAGUGAUUAUUUUUCUACGUUUUUUCCAUGGUUGUGUUGGACCUCGAGUGUCCAGGUCUAAAACCACUUCGCGUACGCAGCGCUUCAUCCUGAAAAUCUACACAUUGCGCAUUUCAAGUUGGGAAAAAAUUGACUAUAACUCUUUUUGACGAUUUCAGUGCAUCGUCCAUUAUUAGUACUUACAGGAUUUGCGUUUUCAGUUAAUUUUCCUCUCAAUUCUCAACAUUUGCACAUUCAUCUUCUCGAUAUCUCUCCAAAAACAACGAGAAGAUUUGAUCGUUUCACUCAUCAAGGCUAGUUCUUUCCUGAUAAAUUUUCUAGAUUCCUUUAUUUUCAUCUUUCAGACCGACGAAGAAUUUGAGCGACCGAACUCGAAAAGAUCUGGCCGAGCUCUCGCCGGCCGUGGCAGCAUGGCCAACCUCAGCGGUUUCCGCAAAGAAUUCGUUAACAAUGUUGGUCAUUUUUCCAAAUCAUUUGAGAACUUUGCUUCUAGAAGAACUUUCGUACAUUCUGAAGGUCGAAGAGAAUGGAAUUCCGAUUUUCCCCGCUUAUGCGUUUUCAAGCUUUAAGUUUUCUUCGAGCUUCGAUUUCUCUGGAAAUUUUUUGAAAGUUCGAUUCAUUUGAAUGUGAAAAAACUUUGAUCACUGCGAAUUCUUAAAAUUCUGCUUGAAUACUUUUUGAACUUCUAAAAAGAUGUUUUUUUUUCUACAUUUCUCAAAAUCCUUGAAUUUUUUUGUAUCAACCUUUCUUUGUAACACUGAAAUUGGCGAGAUUUUUUUCUUGAGUAGCGACUUGGUGAAAAAAAUUUUUUUUCAAUUUCAUAUGUAUCCUAGUUUUUUCAAUUCAAUUUUUUUAGGUUGAGAAAUCUUCAGUCAAAGGAAGUUCAGGGAAAAAAAGGAUUUGAAGGAAAAUGUCUUCACUUAAUUUUUGACUAUUUUUUUACAACAAAAAAAUCUACUAAUUUUAAAACGAAAACUAUCAAAAAAACGUAAUAUUUGGAUUCGGAAAAAGAACCUACAGUAUCAAAUAUUGAACUAUCUCGUGUAUUCUGAAAUCUUCACCUUCUUUUUCGAUUCCUAAGUAUUUCUAUGAUUUUUCUCCAGUUCAUGGGCCCCGACGGCGUGCUUCUUGUUCAUUUCGUCCGCGCCAAAGCCGGAACACUACGUUGUCGCGAAAUUUUGAUCAAAGUCUGGAAUCAAUACGCAGAUGAUCACGCCAUCUUUGUAUGAUGAACCAAUUAAAAUUCAAUCAUUUUCAUUUGUUUCAAAGGUGAGCGCCAAGGUCCCGCAGCCGAUUGUGCCGCCGCUCACCAACAAAGGCCAAAUGGGCGAUUAUUCGGGUUUUAAACGUCAGAAAAAAUUCGAAACAAUCAUUUUUCAGUUCCCGAGUUCAAUUUUGGUGAUGAGACCCUUCCGUUGAAAAAUGUCGAGAAAGAAAAGUUUUAA